AACAGUGGCUACUGAGUUAAAUAAGCUUUGGGCAACCCAAGAGAAACCAUAUUUCUCAGAGCACACCUUCGUUGACUUUUUUUACGACUAUUCUUUGAACCAAUGUCUUCAACCACAGUACCAGUCCCAACGAUCCCAAUCAGAUCCGGCCCAUCUGGCCACCACUCGAUGCCGGUUCUAGGUUUCGGAACCGCCGCGUCUCCCAUACCAGAACCAACGAUGCUGAAAGAGACGAUAAUUGAAGCCAUCAAACUCGGUUAUCGCCACUUCGACACAUCUCCCAGAUACCAAACAGAGGAACCCAUCGGCGAAGCUUUGGCCGAAGCAGUCUCUCUCGGUUUAGUCAAAUCUCGAUCUGAGUUCUUCGUCACUACAAAGCUUUGGUGUGCUGAUGCUCAUGCCGGUCUUGUCGUACCAGCCAUCAAACGGAGUUUAAAGAAUCUUAAACUGGACUAUCUUGAUCUGUACUUAAUUCAUUGGCCGGUUAGUUCUAAGCCUGGUAAGUACAAGUUUCCUAUUGAUGAAGAUGAUUUUCUACCAAUGGAUUUCAAAGCAGUUUGGUCUGAAAUGGAGGAGUGUCAAAGAAUCGGGCUUGCAAAGUGUAUAGGAGUAAGCAAUUUUUCGUGUAAGAAGCUCCAACAUAUCCUCUCUAUCGCGACGAUCCCGCCAAGUGUUAAUCAAGUGGAGAUGAGUCCAAUAUGGCAACAGAGAAAACUAAGGGAGCUUUGUAAGUCAAACGAUAUUGUUGUGACAGCUUACUCAGUGUUGGGAUCGAGAGGGGCUUUUUGGGGAACUCACAAGAUUAUGGAAUCAGAUGUACUUGGAGAAAUAGCUAAGGCAAAGGAUAAAACAGUGGCACAGGUGAGUAUGAGAUGGGCUUAUGAACAAGGAGUGAGCAUGGUGGUGAAGAGCUUUACUAAAGGGAGAUUAGAAGAGAAUCUGAAGAUAUUUGAUUGGUCUUUGACAGAAGAGGAGACACAAAGGAUCUCUACAGAGAUCCCUCAGUUUAGGAACGUCAGUGGAGAGGUUUAUACAUCCGAGAAAGGUCCUAUAAAAUCUGUCGAGGAGAUGUGGGACGGCGAGAUCUGAUCAAUCUUUGUGUGAACAAAAUCCAACCUAGUGAAACCGUGCAAUCAUAGUAUCACCAGAAUUAUUUUACAUGCAUGUCAUCCUAUUAUAAUACUAAAUAAAUACAUUUUAAAAAUAAAAA
Capsella rubella is the source of this 1210-nucleotide messenger RNA. RefSeq names its product non-functional NADPH-dependent codeinone reductase 2. NCBI's taxonomy places the organism in Eukaryota, Viridiplantae, Streptophyta, Magnoliopsida, Brassicales, Brassicaceae. The coding region runs from base 103 to 1089 and encodes 328 amino acids. The transcript has 4 exons. The record is from RefSeq and is a predicted model, not a curated record. Gene Ontology annotation, molecular function: aldose reductase (NADPH) activity. Gene Ontology annotation, cellular component: cytosol.